Messenger RNA from Boleophthalmus pectinirostris (great blue-spotted mudskipper), 2225 nucleotides. It is a transcript of the gene acsl5, whose product is annotated as acyl-CoA synthetase long chain family member 5. NCBI's taxonomy places the organism in Eukaryota, Metazoa, Chordata, Actinopteri, Gobiiformes, Gobiidae. Gene Ontology annotation, biological process: long-chain fatty acid metabolic process. The record is from RefSeq and is a predicted model, not a curated record. Gene Ontology annotation, molecular function: arachidonate-CoA ligase activity. Gene Ontology annotation, cellular component: endoplasmic reticulum; membrane; mitochondrion.
UAUGGGUUUCCUGUGUUCAGAGCCGAGGAUCUCACCUGUCAGUGUCCCUGUCACUGUCCCUGCUGCCACACCAGCUGGACCAGGACUGUGGCAACACCAGGUUUAAAGCUCCUCUCUCCUGCAGCACUAUGGAGGCCCUGUUCCAGUUCCUGUUCUCUCCUCUCCCAACUCCCGCCAUCAUCUCUCUCUUCGCUGUGGCGGCUGCAACGCUGUUUUACCUCAAUUCCAGACCCAGCCCACUACGCCCCCCGGUGGACCUCAAGUGUCAAACUAUAGGUGUCAAGGAUGGAGCCCGUAAGAGCGCCCUGUUGGAGGAUAACAACAACCUGCUGUCAUUUUUCUACGAGGACGCAAAGACCAUCUAUGAGGUUUUUCAAAGGGGCUUGAGAGUUUCUGGCAACGGUCCAUGUUUGGGCUACAGAAAACCUGGACGACCCUAUCAGUGGUUGAAGUAUAAGCAGGUGUCCGAGAGGGCAGAGCACUUGGGGUCUGGGCUCCUUCACAAAGGCCUGAAACCCGGGUCAAGCACCUUCAUCGGGAUCUUUGCCCAAAACCGACCAGAGUGGAUCAUUGGGGAGCUGGCCUGCUACACAUACUCUAUGGUGGCUGUUCCUCUGUACGACACACUGGGACCUGAAGCUCUCGUCUUCAUCAUCGACAGAGCUGAGAUUUCUUUGGUUCUUUGUGACAAUCAAACCAAAGCCCAAACACUGCUGCAGAACGUGGAGAAUGGCCAGACCACUGUGCUUAAAACCAUCGUCAUCAUGGACACUUUUGAGCCUGAGCUGCUGGAGCGCGGGAAGAAGAGCGGCGUGGAGGUCCUGUCACUGGAGGAAGUGGAGACUCUGGGAAAAGACAACCUUCAAAAGCCUAUGCCACCAAAACCAGAGGAUCUCAGUAUUGUGUGUUUUACCAGUGGCACAACAGGAAAUCCCAAAGGAGCUAUGUUGACCCAUGAGAAUGUCGUCUCUGACGCAGCUGGAGCUCUUAAGACAUUUGAGUCCUCUGUGACUCUGACCUCAAAUGACGUCACCAUCUCUUUCCUGCCUUUAGCUCACAUGUUUGAGCGUGUUGUACAGGUGGUGGCGUAUGGAGUUGGCGCGAGGGUGGGAUUUUUCCAGGGAGAUAUCAGACUUUUACCAGAUGACAUGAAAGCGCUGCAGCCCACACUGUUCCCCGUGGUGCCCCGCCUCCUCAACAGGGUCUAUGACAAAGUUCAGAGUGGAGCCAAGACUCCUUUUAAGAAGUGGCUGUUGAAUUUUGCAGUGAAGAGAAAGUACGCCGAAGUCAAGGAUGGCAUCAUCAGGAAAAACAGCAUUUGGGACAAGCUUAUUUUUAACAAAGUUCAGGAGUCUUUUGGUGGGCGUGUGCGUAUAAUGGUAACAGGAGCUGCUCCAAUCUCACCCACAGUCCUCAACUUCCUCAGAGCUGCUCUCGGAUGCCAGAUCUUUGAGGGUUACGGUCAAACAGAGUGCGCCGCAGCCUGCACCUUCACCAUGCCCGGGGAUGUCACCUCUGGACAUGUGGGGGCGGCUCUACCUUGCAACUUUGUGAAGCUUGUGGAUGUUGAAGAAAUGAAUUAUUUUGCCUCCAACGAUGAAGGAGAAGUUUGCAUCAAAGGCAGGAAUGUGUUUAAGGGAUACUUGAAGGACCCAGAGAAGACUGCAGAGGCUUUGGAUGAAGACGGGUGGCUUCACACUGGAGACAUUGGGAAAUGGCUGCCGAGUGGAGUUUUGAAAAUUAUUGACCGCAAAAAGAACAUCUUCAAGCUAGCUCAAGGAGAGUACAUUGCACCGGAGAAAAUAGAAAACGUGUAUAUACGCAGUGGACCAGUCGCCCAAGUGUUUGUGCAUGGAGACAGUCUGCAGUCUUGCCUGAUUGCCAUAGUGGUCCCAGAUCCUGAGAUUCUCCCAAGUUUUGCCAAAAAUCUGGGGAUUGAAGGCAAAAUGGAGGAUCUGUGCAAAAAUAAGGAAAUCAAGAAGGCCAUUCUUUCAGAUAUGACUAAACUGGGAAAAGAAGCAGGCCUCAAGUCAUUUGAACAGGUGAAAGACUUGCACCUUCACCCGGAGAUGUUCACAAUUGAGAACGGACUCUUGACCCCGACGCUGAAGGCCAAACGGGCCGAGCUUAAAGCACUGUUUCAGACACAGAUCAACCAGCUGUAUUCCUCUAUGCAGUAACCACUCCCCUGUAUGUCAUUUCGUAAUAAAAUAUGGAUUACAAAG